AUGGCAAGUCAAUAUACCCCUGAGACCUUCAAGGUCCUGCUGAAAAAGCUCGUACAAUCGCCCGACCAGUUCACUCCUGAAGAUUGUGCACAAUGUUUCCGACAUUUAUGUGUUCAAGGAGCUAGUGACGCUCAAGCGGGUGCAUUUCUUACCGCUUUAGCACUUUCUGGUCUUGAAUCUUCGCCCGAUAUAGUAGCCGCGUGCGCAUCAGUGCUACGUGAACAUGCUAUCGCAGUCAAAGAUCUCAUACCGGAGGUCAAAGAACAGCACGGUCAUGGAAUGUGGGACUACAGAGAUUCAGAUAAAGAAGGUGAUGGAUAUAAAGGAUUAGUGGAUAUAGUAGGAACAGGUGGUGAUGGCUGGGAUACUUAUAACGUAUCUACAACUGCUGCUGUUGUAGUCGCAGGUGCAGGUGUAAGGGUAGCAAAGCACGGUUCGAAAGCAGCUACUUCAACAUCGGGUUCUGCGGAUUUACUUUUAUCUUUAGAUUGUCGAUUAGCGUUCCCGGUAUCGGAAGUACAGAAAUUCUUGGAACACUCACCUUUCCUUUUCCUCUUUGCUCCUCACUAUCACCCUUCUUUAGCACAUAUCGCUCCUAUCAGACGAAAUCUCAACUUCCGAACGAUAUUCAACGUACUUGGACCUUUAAUCAACCCUUCAAAACCGCAAAGAAUGCUACUCGGCGUAGCAAAGAAGGAAUUAGGUGAUACCUUUGCAGAAGUUCUGAGAUUGCUAGGAGUUGAAAGAGCAUUGGUGGUAUGUGGUAAAGAAGGAUUAGAUGAGAUCAGUCCAGCUGGAGAAACCUGGACAUGGUUAUUGGAGAAUGGAGAAAUCACCAAAGGAGAAAUCCAUCCUACGAAAGAUUUCGGAUUACCACUUCAUUCACUUUCAUCUGUUCGAGGAUCCACACCUGAUUUGAACGCUCUUACAUUCAAUUCGAUCAUGUCAAAUUCAUCUGCACCACCACAUCUUUCUUCACCUGCAAGUUCAGAUUCACCUUCACUCCAAUCAAUAACGGAUUACGUCCUUCUCAAUGCCGCUGCAUUACUUCACGUUUCAGGUAAAGCUGCAUCUUGGAAAGAAGGUGUAGAUAUAGCUAGAGAAUCGAUAGAAUCCGGUGGAGCAAGAGCUGCUUUUGAGGGUUUCAGAGAUGCCAGUAAAAAGGCAAUGGGUGAACAUGUCGGUGAAAUGGCGGUAGAAGAUGAUGGUGGUGUAGCCGCUAAAAACGGAUUCGUUAAAUCUUGGUUCAGAGAAAGGGGUAGAGACAGGUCGUCUUCCACAAAAAAGGACGACAAGUGA
Molecule: messenger RNA, 1299 nt
Organism: Kwoniella shivajii
Lineage: Eukaryota; Fungi; Basidiomycota; Tremellomycetes; Tremellales; Cryptococcaceae
Product: anthranilate phosphoribosyltransferase
Exons: 4
Coding region: 1-1299 (432 amino acids)
Biological process (GO): L-tryptophan biosynthetic process
Cellular component (GO): cytosol
Molecular function (GO): anthranilate phosphoribosyltransferase activity
Source: RefSeq, a predicted model, not a curated record